AUAUAUUGACGUCAUUCAAAACGGAAGUAAUAGAAACAUGUCGUUGCUAUUACAUUUCACCGUAAAACUAAUAUGGCGUCUCAAUCGUAAUAUAAGUUGGAUCCCGGUUUAUCAAACGACUAAAAGCACAAAAAAAAAGAUAAAAAUACACUUCUCCGAGUAAUUAAUACGAGCAUAUACGGUCACAAUGCCAAUUUCAUCAGGUGUAGUGCAACAGCACAAAGCUUCAUGCUGGGAUAGAGUCAAAAUGGGUUUCACCAUGGGUUUUUGUGUUGGUAUGGCCUCUGCUGCAAUUCUUACAGGAUUUUCAGCCGUCAGAUAUAGAUUAAGAGGAAGAGAAUUGAUAACUCAACUUGGUAAAAGUAUGGUUCAGGGUGGUGGUACAUUUGGUGUAUUUAUGGCUAUUGGAAUGGGAAUACGAUGCUAAUACUUUAAAAACUAUAUAAACAGAGCAUCUUUACGUUGCAUAAGCGCAACUACAACAACAUCAUCCAUCGGGUUUGUUUUUCCUGGUAUAUUUAUUCCAAAACUUAAAUGACGGAUUUUGUGAGUCAUGUUAAA
Molecule: messenger RNA, 561 nt
Organism: Polistes dominula (European paper wasp)
Lineage: Eukaryota; Metazoa; Arthropoda; Insecta; Hymenoptera; Vespidae
Product: reactive oxygen species modulator 1
Biological process (GO): protein import into mitochondrial matrix; protein insertion into mitochondrial inner membrane
Cellular component (GO): TIM23 mitochondrial import inner membrane translocase complex
Source: RefSeq, a predicted model, not a curated record